This is a messenger RNA of Metarhizium brunneum ARSEF 3297, 1677 nucleotides long. Its product is annotated as Vegetative incompatibility protein HET-E-1. The record is from RefSeq and is a predicted model, not a curated record. NCBI's taxonomy places the organism in Eukaryota, Fungi, Ascomycota, Sordariomycetes, Hypocreales, Clavicipitaceae.
AUGAAGCUCAUCAAUGUCGAAUCAGGUCUCCUGGAGGAAUUCGUUGGUGCGAUACCGCAUUACGCCAUACUUUCGCACACGUGGGGAGAAGAUGAGGUCAUAUUCCAGGACUUUGUGCAUUCGAGUCAAGAGGCAAGGCGUCAAAAGAAGGGGUUUGCGAAAAUCCUCAAAACCUGUGAACUGGCCAAAAGAUCGGGUCUGAAAUAUGCUUGGGUCGACACUUGUUGCAUAGACAAGUCUAGCAGCGCGGAGCUAAGCGAAGCUAUCAACUCCAUGUUUCGUUGGUAUCGCGGAGCCACUGUUUGCUAUGCUUGGCUUACCGACUUACUCCCCGACAGCUCAUUAGAGCCUGAUACUGAGGCGUUGAGGGGCUGCCGGUGGUUUAAACGUGGAUGGACUCUACAGGAGCUGAUUGCGCCUCGAGCAGUAGAGUUUUACGAUGCAAAUUGGAACUUUCGUGGCUCGAAAUCUGGUUUGAAAUAUCUUUUAACAGAUAUCACAAAGGUACCCGGCAAUGUGCUCGAAUCGCCCGAAUCACUCUACACAUUGUCGGUAGCGCGUCGGAUGUCUUGGGUGUCUGAGCGCAGAACAACUCGGAUUGAAGACAUGGCCUACUGCUUACUGGGAAUUUUCGACGUCAGCAUGCCACUGCUGUAUGGAGAAGGCGACCGUGCAUUUUUAAGACUACAGGAAGAAAUCUCAAACUCCACCAAUGACCUUAGCAUUUUUGCAUGGAGAAAGUCGCUUCCCGAACAGAUUUAUUAUGGCGUGUAUGCCACCAGCCCAGCCGAUUUCCGUGAGUCAGGAACGGUCGAAUUAGUUAGUAGCACCAUGUUUAUGCCCGAGUUUUUGAGAAGCAAUAAGGGUCUCCGAAUCCAUACCAGCAUUUUCCAUGGAUCUCAGCAGGCCUACCUUCUCAAGUUGCAGUGUGUUGAGACGAGUGGCAAUGAAAGCAAGCAAAUCGGCAUAUGGAUCAAACCUCACGGUGGUGGGCUUUACAGUCGUAUACGAGCAGGCGAGUUUGGGGCCGAAUCAGCAGAGGACACCUCGAGCGUGCAGUUACUCUUUCUAUUCAGACACAUCAGCCCUUCUCGGUCACGCGAACUCCAAGGAAGCCACAGCAACGCACUGAUGAUUCGCAAGGGAAUCAACACCAAAACGCGGACCACCGACGGGAGUUUCCCCUUUGAGGUGACGAUGUGGCUGCCUCAAGACGAAUGGGAUUCGCAGCGGAGCAUGUUUAUGAAUGACGGAGCGGCCGAAUUCGCCGCCUACGGCUACUUCAAUUGGCGACAAGACGUUGAGCCUACCGAUGACAUGCACAAGGGACACAGCUUCAUGCUCAUUCUGGGGAAAAUGGCAGACGAGUCGGAACCAUGGAUAAGCCUGGCGUCAUUAGAAGACACUACCAAGAACCUGACGGUGCACAUGGGAGAUGCGACCAAAAUGGUUGCUGCUUCGCGAAAAUUCGAGCAGGAACGUAUGUUGGUGCUAAGAGAUAUAUGGAGGAACGCGUGUAAAGCUGUCUAUGUGUCCCUCGAGAAGACAAGAGUUGAUGGGGAAGAGGUUUAUUGUAUCGAUUUGACAUAUGACAAUGCACCGGAGGAGGCGAAGAAGGAUAAUACGCAUGUGCCCAAGGAGACAAAGUUGGCAGCACGACAAGCAAGAACGACAUAG